AUGGUGGAUUAUUACAAUUACAAGAUGUCAGGCAGCGAGGAGGAGCCUGAGUCGCAUACGCAACCAGGGAUGACCAAAGCGGAGUUGCGAAGGAGCAACAAGCCGAUCAUGGAGAAGCGGAGGCGUGCUCGGAUAAAUCAGUGUCUGGACGAGCUGAAGAGCCUGAUACUCGAGGCGAUGAAAAAAGACCCAACUAGGCAUUCGAAGCUUGAGAAGGCCGAUAUACUCGAGAUGACGGUGAAGCAUUUACAGGCGGUACAGCGUCAGCAAUUGAGCACGGCGGUCGCUACCGAUCCGGCGGUGCUAACGAAAUUCCGUUCCGGAUUUUCUGAAUGUGCUACCGAAGUAUCGCGGUACGUCAGCCACCUCGAGAACGUCGACCCUGUUGUGAAGCAACGACUGGUAUCACAUUUGAACAAUUGCGUUAGCAAUCUGCAGCAAAUGGCGCCAUUCUACAGCCACUACGUGCCCUACAUGCCAGAACGCCUCUAUCCGGAGGUGAAGGUCGGUUUCCAGAGCGAUUUCCAGAAUGGCGACGAGAAUAAUAAUGGAAGUGCCAGAAUACAGAUACCGAACGGUGUUCAGUUGAUACCAAGUAGACUGCCAACGGGGGAACUUGCUCUUUUGGUACCACAGUCGGCUGCCAUUUCAGCCAACUUUCCUUUCUUUCCACCGGCCCCCGAAUCAGCCUCUAAAAUCGGACAAUCCUCGGCGUUCACGUCAGUUCACAGGCCACAAAGUCCUCUCUUAAGUCCAUCGACAUCAACGUCUAGUUACGGCGAAGAAAGUCAUCAGUCCGAGCACUAUCCUCAAGCUCAUUCGCCCAAUCCUCAGCAACGUCGGUUUAAAAUUCCCGAUCAGUGUCCAGCCUCGUCCAAGAGCUUCUCCUCGUCGCCGGAAACUCAGAAGCCACAGAUCAGCUCGUCCAGCGAUAGAAAAUCACCCGUGUCGAUCUUCACGGAGCCGAAAUCAGACGUGAACUACGUAUCCAGGAAAGAGAUCGUCGAUUCGUCCGAAUCGUUGCACACUUUGAGACAACCGCUUUCGGUGAUCACAGACAAAACGUACAAUCGUACGUGUACCUCAGUAGUGCCAAGGAAAGACGCGAUCAAGAGGCACCAUUCGGACGGUCUUCUGGUGAUCUCUGAUAAGAGAGCAAGGUAUCAAGAGCCUAUCAGCUCUACCAUGAAUUCUUCUAACAACGUCCUAAAGUCCGGAGAAGAUCAGCUAGUUCCCGUGGAGGAUUUGUCGGAGAGAGCGACUUGCUCGACAAAUAGAAACUCCAAUCCUGAUCCUGUGAAAUUUGCCGCGAUGUCUGCCGGUCCUUCUGCCGCGAACGGCGACAUGUGGAGACCUUGGUGA
Molecule: messenger RNA, 1362 nt
Organism: Habropoda laboriosa
Lineage: Eukaryota; Metazoa; Arthropoda; Insecta; Hymenoptera; Apidae
Gene: dpn
Product: transcription factor HES-1-like
Exons: 3
Coding region: 1-1362 (453 amino acids)
Biological process (GO): regulation of neurogenesis; regulation of transcription by RNA polymerase II; anterior/posterior pattern specification
Cellular component (GO): nucleus
Molecular function (GO): RNA polymerase II cis-regulatory region sequence-specific DNA binding; DNA-binding transcription factor activity, RNA polymerase II-specific; protein dimerization activity
Source: RefSeq, a predicted model, not a curated record